AUGCUGGCAGCUAUUGAGGGAAUCCAAAUGGUGUCUGUGCAGCCAGCAACUCGGCUCCUGGAACUAUUUCAUCAGCAGUACACGACACCAUUCUACGACGCUGUCUCCGACAAGCGCCAGCAUUCGCCGUACACCCAAGCCAUGCAGAACGUGAUGAGUUUAUCGAUGUGCCGACAGAUAUGCCGCAUUUUCCGCAGCCCGAGUAGUCAAGAGAAAGUCAUCGUUCUUGACUGCGACAACACGCUGUGGGGUGGUGCGGUAGCCGAAGUCGGCGCAAGCGGCAUUGAUCUCAGCCCACGCUUUCUCGCGCUGCAGCGUUUCGUAGUCAAGCAGCAGGAGCGCGGUAUGCUUCUUGCUCUCUGCAGCAAGAAUAUUCAUGAAGACGUUGUGCAGGCGUUUGAACAACGUCGCGAUGACAUGGUGCUCGACAUGAACAAGCAUGUCGUAGCCGCCAAGGUCAACUGGCAACCCAAAUCGGAGAACAUCGCGCAACUCGCUAAGGAACUCUCCCUCGGGCUGGACUCUUUCAUUUUCAUCGAUGACAAUCCCCUCGAGUGCAAUGAAGUCGCGACUGCAUUGCCGCCCGUGACAGUCAUAAUGCUUGGGGCAAAUUUCUCCGAGUCGGUUCUCGAUCACGAGUGGGUUUUUGACGAGGGAUUUCAACGGACGCAGCUUUAUCAGCAGAAUCUUCAGCGCGAACAACUUCGCGAAUCGUCGUCAACACACCAAGCUUUUCUGAGUGCGCUUGGUGUGAAGAUUGUCUUCGAGGAGCUCGACCGCGAGCAGGAGCUUCAAGCUAGAAGCUCGUCCUUCACCAGGGUGCUCCAGCUUCACCAUCGGACGAAUCAAUUCAACACAGCGACAACUUUUGCCAAGCGGUUGGAGGAGCAAGCACUAUUGGAAUAUGUCGCCACUCCUGGCCGCACAGUGAUUUGUGCACAUGUGACGGAUCGUUUUGGCCACUACGGGCUCGUAAGUGCUGCUCUCUGUCAGCGUCUGCGUGACAGUGAAAUUCUGCGUGUGGACAGUUUUUUGCUCAGCUGCCGUGCACUUAACCGAGGAGUGGAGCAUGCGAUGCUGCGAAGACUCGGUGAAAUCGCAGCCAAGGCAGAGGCAGCAACGAUGGAGUUUGCGUGGGAGCCAACAGAACGCAACCAACCAGCGCAUGCGUUCUUUUCGGCAUUGUCCGAUGCCGAAUUUGUGGUCAAUGGAGAACCUGCGCCCAACACCGUCGGAAAUGCAAGGCAGCAUGCUGGGGCAUGGACUAUCGCGGUAGGCAAAGCAAGUCAAGUAUCCUUCCUGAAAUCAGAACAGAGCUCGGGUUGCAGCAGCAUCAGUGGAGGGGGUUUGCUGGGAUGGAUCCUUCGCAGUCCCCUUGGUAAUUGGCUCCAGCAUGCGGCGCUUUCAGCCUUCCGGUGGACUGUAUCCUCAAUCACACUGCCGCCGUGGAUAACGCGAUUCCUCAAACCAUUCUUCGCUCGGCGGAUCGGCGGAGUUGUAUCGGCCGGAUCGCUUCGUGUACUUCUCAGCGAUCCCGGCAGUCUGGAGCAGUUCCUUGCUCCUGCUCUUCGCGAUCUAUCCAGCACUUACAACUUGGUAGUCUCGGAUGGCUCGCAUGAUGACGACAAGUUUCGUAGGAAAGCGCGUCACCAAACGAAGCUGGCACUUGUCGAUCACCUUCACGAGGAAGUUCCGCGCGAGAUUUGGUCCGCUAACCGACCGCAUACACAUGGAAAACGAGGUACUCACAACCAAGAAAAACCUGAUGGCAACACAGCACUUCGGCUCCAGCUCGCUUGCGAGUCUGCACAAUGUUCUGCAACUAUCCAACGCGAUAGUCGGUGUGCCUUUCGACGGUGCCGCAACUGUUGUUACCGAAUCCAGAGGCUUCUCACGCGCUCCUUGCUCCACGCCAAUGCUGAGGCCCGACAAUCGGCUGUGAACGCACUGCAAGUCGAAUUCGCACUAGACGCUGCCAAAGUAGCGACAACAGAUGCGCAGGCUUCUGACCCCAACGUGCAAUGGUGCAAAGCCCACCAAAACAAACGCCGGCGUGGGGAAAUAUUCAAUCCAAAGUAA
This is a messenger RNA of Phytophthora sojae, 2079 nucleotides long. RefSeq lists its product as hypothetical. The transcript is spliced from 3 exons. Bases 1 to 2079 code for a protein of 692 amino acids. Lineage: Eukaryota; Oomycota; Peronosporomycetes; Peronosporales; Peronosporaceae. The record is from RefSeq and is a predicted model, not a curated record.